Messenger RNA from Hevea brasiliensis (rubber tree), 2884 nucleotides. RefSeq names its product cysteine-rich receptor-like protein kinase 3. Gene Ontology annotation, molecular function: ATP binding; protein kinase activity. Bases 493 to 2505 code for a protein of 670 amino acids. Gene Ontology annotation, biological process: protein phosphorylation. Lineage: Eukaryota; Viridiplantae; Streptophyta; Magnoliopsida; Malpighiales; Euphorbiaceae. The record is from RefSeq and is a predicted model, not a curated record. The transcript is spliced from 7 exons.
AUGUCUCCUGUUACUUGCUCCUUCAAACACCCAUGUUAAGUUCCAUUUUAAAUGAUUUUAGACUUUGAUUGGUUUCCAUUUCAAUCUCUGUCGACGCACUAGAAGCGUCCAUUUCCUUUGGACGAAGACAAAAACAAUCCUAUCCUAACAGCUUUUUUAAGUUUUGACGUCAACACAAUGGGGAAAGGGAUCCUGCUUGUAUACGCAACGAUUAGGCAGGUUCUGUGCGUAUGAUAGAAUGGAAAGCAUCCCGAUUAACCAAUUUGACCCAUUUGGUCCUACCCACCACCCAUGAAUGAAAGACUCUCAACUUCAGCUCUCUCUACCUGCUAAGCUAUAACCAACUGGUGCAGAUUUUUAUGGCGGCUUUACUUGUUUUGAUCCCUUUGUCCGAACGUUCCAUUUUCUUUACGUCGCGUAAGCGUUUGCUGCUCGUUGAAAGUUGACACUUUUGUUUGAACAAAACCAUUUUUGCUUCUUUAUUUCUUGUUUAUGAUUCUCUCUCCCUUCUGUUUGCUUGCCGAGAAAAUUGAGAGAAGAAUGAACACUUCUUUCCCAUAUGGUUAUUAUGUGAUCUCUCUGCUUUUCUGUUCCUGUUUCUUGGUGAAAAUUUCCUUGUCUGAUCCAAGAGCUACGGAGGCAGGUCGGAUGUGCUCAAACAGAACAGCCCCGAUGCAAGAGAGGCAAAUCUUCGUAGCAAAUUUCUUAGCUACAAUGGACGCAGUGACUCCUUUGAUUGCGAGGCUACAGUACGGAGCUGUUAUCAACGGGACAGGUAACAAUACAGUAUAUACCUUUGGUGAGUGCAUGAAAGAUCUUGAUCAAACAGAUUGCAAUCUCUGUUUCGCCCAGUGCAAGACUCAGGUUUUGAGGUGCCUCCCUUUCCAAAGAGGCACUCGUGGGGGCAGACUUUUCUACGAUGGGUGCUAUUUAAGGUACGAUGAUUAUAAUUUCUUUAACGAGACGCUGAGUUCACAGGACGAAACAGCAUGUGCAGAUGGGGAUUUUUCUGGCGGAAAUAAGACUGUUUUCAGCGCUAAUGCUAUGGAGUUGGUGAGGAAUUUGAGUGUGCAAGCCGUCAGAAAUGAUGGGUUUUUUGUGGGGUCUGUGAAUAGAAAUAAUGUUUCUGUUUAUGGAUUGGCUCAGUGUUGGGAGUUGGUGAAUGGGAGUGCUUGCGAGACUUGUCUGGCAAAUGCUGUAUCUAAGAUUGCCAAUUGUACUCCGAAGGAAGAAGGAAGGGUUUUGAAUGCUGGUUGUUACUUGAGAUACUCCAUUCAGAAAUUCUACAACAAUUCAGGGGCCCCUUCAGAAAGUGGAGGAAGCAGCCACUUAGCGGUUAUACUGGCUGUUACAUCAUCCACUGUGGCUGUGGUAUUGUUUGUUACAACGGCUGUUUUCUUCAUGAAGAAGAGAAUUGCAGAAAAGAGGAGACAAAGGAAAGAACUUGGUGCUCUAUUAACCACAGUGAAUAAUUCCAAGCUCAAUUUCUCAUAUGAAUCUCUUGAGAAAGCCACAAAUUACUUUCACCUUUCCAAUAAGCUGGGACAAGGAGGAUCCGGUUCAGUUUACAAGGGGGUAUUGCCUGAUGGAAAAGUUGUUGCUAUAAAGAGGCUUUUAUUCAACACAAGGCAAUGGGUAGAUCAUUUCUUCAAUGAAGUCAAUUUGAUUAGCGACAUUGAGCACAAGAACCUUGUGAAGUUGCUGGGAUGCAGCAUCACAGGACCAGAAAGCCUUCUUGUUUAUGAAUACGUACCGAAUCAAAGUCUUCAUGAUUAUCUCUUUGCUAGAAAUAAUGUUCAGCUUCAACCACUGACAUUGGAGAUGAGGUAUAACAUCAUAUUGGGCACAGCAGAGGGCUUGGCCUAUCUUCAUGAGGAAUCUGAGCUAAGAAUAAUACAUAGAGACAUAAAAUUAAGCAAUAUUCUGCUUGAUGAGGACUUCACACCAAAGAUUGCUGACUUUGGACUAGCAAGAUUAUUUCCACAAGAUAAGACUCAUAUUACCACUGCAAUUGCUGGCACAUUAGGUUAUAUGGCUCCAGAAUAUGUUGUUCGUGGCAAAUUGACUGAGAAGGCUGAUGUUUACAGUUUUGGAGUUCUUGUCAUAGAAAUUGUUGGUGGAAAGAGGAACAAUGCUUUCGUUCAAGAUUCAUGUUCUAUCCUGCAAAUGGUUUGGAACCUUCAUGGAACUGGUAGACUGUGUGAAGCUGUUGAUCCAAUCUUAGACGGUAAUUUUCAAGAGGAGGAAGCAUCUCGAUUGCUUCAAAUAGGCCUACUUUGUGUGCAGGCUUCUGCAGAACAGCGUCCAGCAAUGUCAGUUGUUGUUAAAAUGCUUACCAAUAACCAUGAAAUUCCUCAGCCAACACAACCACCACCAUUUCUCAAUCCUAGUAAUAGUUCAGAAAUCAGCCCACAUUCUAGACCUGUCAUUUCAAGUUCUCAGGCUGAGUCUUACACCCAGUCUUCAGGUAACAGCAUGACACAAAGCUGGAUUGAGCCCAGAUGAACCUGUUGCACUGACUUGCUAGCAUUCUGUUUCCAGCUUGUUCCUUAUUCAGUUGAAGAGGCUUUUUUCACUUGAAAAAGUUCACAUUCCAAGAUGAGCUGGUUCAAUUUUCUAUCUGACUCGAUCAGCCAUUAUAUUAUAACAAUCCUUUGUUAAUAUUACAGUGAUAUAUAAAAGCAUAACAACCUCCACUAUUCCUGAUAUAAAUUCUUGAUUCUUUUAAUAAAUAUAAACGGUGAUGAUUCUUGUAAUGUGAUGGAGCUAAUGUUUCUUGUAAAUGUGCUCCAUAUUCUUUAAUCUCCACAAUGUAUUUUGAUUCAAAAGAGCGAGCAAUUGAAUGCAAACUCUCAAGAUGUUGCUCUCUGGCAUUUUUUAACCA